UGUCCGCCUGGGUGUUCCCCUGGAGCCUCAGGGGGCUCUCCGCCCCGUCCUCACCCGCCCCCGGGUGUGCCUCCUUCCUCUUUCUCUCCCUCUCCCACUUACAGCCCGUCUCCUGUCCCGGGAGACGGAGGAGCGGGGUGAGCAGGCCAACUGCCACCGGAACUGGAGUCGUCCGGCGUGCGGCUUCCGCAGGGAAGGCUUGGGCAGCGGUCCCAGGUCCGGACUUCCGGGUUCGGUCCUCUGGUUCCGUGGGCCGCAGUCAUUAUGGAUGAACCAGAGAUGCAGCUCAAGGGAAAGAAAGUCACGGACAAGUUCACCGAGAGCGUCUAUGUCCUGGCCAACGAGCCAUCCGUGGCCCUGUACCGGCUGCAGGAGCACGUGCGCCGCUCCCUGCCCGAGCUGGCCCAACACAAGGCCGACAUGCAGCGGUGGGAGGAGCAGAGCCAGGGAGCCAUCUACACCGUGGAGUAUGCCUGCAGCGCCGUGAAGAACCUGGUGGACAGCAGCGUCUACUUCCGCAGCGUCGAGGGUCUGCUCAAACAGGCCAUCAGCAUCCGGGACCACAUGAAUGCCACCGCUCAGGGCCACAGCCCCGAGGAACCACCCCCGCCCUCCUCAGCCUGAUCCCAGAAGAGACUUGGGGCCCUCUCUGCCUCCCCCAACCCAGAAGAGGAAACCGAGGCUCAGAGAGGUGAGGCAGCCAGCCUGGGGUCACCACCCAUGCCCAGAAGCACCAGGAUCCCCACCCAGACCCUCCGACCCCCAAGCUUCACUCUGUCCUUGGCCCAGCCGGGCUUCUCCCUCGGCUACCACUUCAGCCCCUGGGUCCAUGCCUCAGACCACACCCUGACUCUGGCCCCCAGCCUGACCAAAGUGGGCCCUUGGACACAGCCUCGUGGGCCCCACACAGGCUGAAGAAAGAGCAAGCGUGACUAGCACCUUUCUUCUGCUCCUGCCUGGAGCUUCCACGCCCAGCUGCGAAUGUUCCCAGACACGGCUUUGCUGCUCCUGGACUCUUACCUAACCCCCAUCAGCCACGGACAUGGCCCCUUGAACCAAUAACUGCCACCUCCAUAAUCCUGAUCGUGCACCCACUGUAUGCCCAGCGCUGUGCUGGAGGCUGCGUGAGGAUAAUCUCAUUUCAUCCUCAGACAGCCCGGUAAGGCAGGUCUCACCCCCAAACACAGAUGGGAAAAGAGAGGCUCCCAGAGGGGACGUGACUUGCACCAGGUCUCACAGCAAGAGAAAAGGAGACCCUGACCUAGUUUGGCCCCAGCCCUGCCUCUGACGUGCUGUGUGAUGUGGGGCCUGGUGCUAGCCCUCUCUGGUUCUCCCUUUCUCCGUCUGGACUGGACCUUCUCUAUGGGAUGAGGUAGACACGCUCAGACCUGCCUGCCCAACCUGUGUUCCGCUUCAAGCAGCAACUUCCGCUCCAGACCCUGACCAUAUGGAGAGUCCACCCCUAGCUCCAGGGGUGGACAUGGGACCAUGACCUGGCCAGUCAGAGCCCUCCAUCUCCCAGAUCACAGUGAUUGAUUGGAGAUGGGCAUAUGACCCAAUGAGAGGGCUUCCCUGGGAAUUUUGCCGGAAGCAUGAAGAAGGAAGUGUCUUCUUGCCCAAGUGGUUGAGUGGAGUGGCUGGAAGGUGCGUCACCUGACAACAUUGCGUGCGGCCCUGGCCCCAGCUGUACCUGACACUAGCCAAUUUCAAUUCUUCAGUUUCAUGAGCCCCUGAAUUACCAUUUUUGUCAAAACUUGCUUUGAAUGUAUUUCUGCAGCCGCGUGCAGAAGAGCCUGCACUUGUGCCUGUGAAUUCCAAGCCUGGGUGGUCACGUGUCCACAGUUCGUACACCUCCGAGUGCCAACGCAGUGUUAGCCCCAGAGUCCUUUG
Propithecus coquereli (Coquerel's sifaka) is the source of this 1890-nucleotide messenger RNA. RefSeq names its product MEF2B neighbor (gene BORCS8). NCBI's taxonomy places the organism in Eukaryota, Metazoa, Chordata, Mammalia, Primates, Indriidae. Gene Ontology annotation, cellular component: BORC complex. Bases 265 to 624 code for a protein of 119 amino acids. The record is from RefSeq and is a predicted model, not a curated record. The transcript is spliced from 6 exons.